AUGGCCGACGCUUUCGAUGCGAACCAUGAUAUCCAUUCACUUGCUUCAAGUCCAAUAUCUUCAUUUCCGAUUGCUUGUUUUCAAGAACCUGGACUCAAAAGACGAUAUCGAAACGCCAAAGAUAUUGAGACGCGCAUUCGAAUAUAUGAACGUAGCUUUCGUAUUCGAGUUGAAAACCUUGCCACAAUUCUACUUCUUCCUUUGCAGUAUCUCGAGGGCAAUGGUUAUCUUUACCCAAAGAACUGGAGCCACGCAGUGCCUGAGCAGCCAAAACCGCAGCCGAGAGUAGACCACAGAAUGAGCUAUAACCAGGUUAUGCUAUCCAUGCACUACCAUGCAUCAUUUAGAACUGCAAGCGAUGUCGAGAGCCUCCCUCCUCAUCACCACAAGGAGAAGGAGGCGGAGAAUAAUUGCAGUGUGCGCGAUGGAAAUAGAUGUGUUGUGACGGGAAGAUCUAACCCUUAUAUCUUCUGGUUUAUUCCCCGUGGACGGAAUGAUAAUGCGGACCAUAAUAACGCUACAGGAAAUCUUGAAGGGGGUUGUAUUUUCUUGACAGGAAAUAUCGACUUAUUAGAUGAUAUCCACAGUGCAACUGAGCUUGGUAAGACUCACAGAAUGUUGAAUAUGCUCUGCACUGACUCGUCUAUCUAUCACCUUCUUACCCAGGGCCUUUGUGCAUUUAACUUUAUUUGCACACAUAGACUUGAUGACGGGAGCUUUCAGGUACAAUUAAAAUUCUUUUGGAUGCCUGAGCUGCCCGGGCGAUUUAAUCAAGUCAUUGAUCUCGACGAAAUCAACCGAUGCGGACCCAGAAGUAAUGCAAAUGGUUUGACAAGCUUCGACCAUGACAAAGUACAGAGGGAAGGGAGACGAGAACUGACUGUUGACCUCGACAGCUUCCAGCACCGCGGCUGUCCUCCACCGCAAUUUGAUCGCCGCAGUCUGCAACUUGCGUCAGGUCAAGUUAUUUUUAUAAAGAUAUCAGAACAAGAGUCGCAGCUAUUUGAGACCGUUGUCAAGAUACAUUGGGCUUGUGUCACGUUUGCAGCUCUUUGUGGGGGUGCUGGACGUUCUUGGUACCUGACUGGCCGGAGUCAGAUAGAUGGCUCUUGUCAGCCGAGAGAUGAACAAUUCAGAGAGGACGAAGAGAAAAAGAGGAGAAAUAUUGGCAGCAGAUUCUAG
Fusarium venenatum is the source of this 1182-nucleotide messenger RNA. The record is from RefSeq and is a predicted model, not a curated record. Lineage: Eukaryota; Fungi; Ascomycota; Sordariomycetes; Hypocreales; Nectriaceae.